CGAAGGGUUUUUCUCUCUUUUGUUGUAUCCUCUGCUGUGAGAGUGCGAGUCCCGGUGGCGGUGCAGUGCCAAAGCCCUAAACCCUAAGUAGAAGAAAUAGUGAGUAGUGAGCGGAUCGGGAGGGAAGGAGUUGGUCUUGGAGCAGAGAUGUGGUUCAGAGGCGGUGGAGCUUCUUGGACCAGUGGUGCUGGUAUGCUUACUGCUACAACGUUCGUGCGGCAUUUCUCGCGAAAACGCGCGGAGAAUCUGAGGAAAAUCAACCCCAAGGUGACUCGUCAAGAGGCCUCUUCCAUUGCUCAAGACAUAUACCAUCUCAUCAAGCAGAACGGUCCUCUCACUGUCUCCAAUGCUUGGAUUCACGUUCAGGAAUCUGGUAUUAGUGGAUUGAACAGCAAGACACACAUGAAACUAAUGCUCAAAUGGAUGAGGGGGAGGAAGAUGCUGAAGCUAUUCUGCAACCAAGUUGGUUCUAGCAAGAAAUUUCUGCUAUCCACUUUGCCUGAAGAACCACAAACUGAACAGUUGAAACAUCCCUCAGAUCUGAAACUUCAGACUGAGAAGCCUUCCGUAAAGGGUAGGAAGAAAACUAGAUAAAAAUGUACGUUCCAAGGCCUUUCCUUUGGAUUCCGCACACAAACGGGGAGCAUACCCUUGUGAUCCUUCAUGACACAAAUGGACAUCUUUGAUCUCCCGUGGUAGUUGUCUAAAACCAUUUUGGCUAAUAAUAUCUUAUGCUUUUAAGUGCCGUCCAAUUUGUCCCUUCCCUUCACUAUGCAUUUCAAUCUAGUAAGGACUACCAAGAUCCAGUCUGUUGAUUAUCAUACUGUUGUAGGAUUUAGAAUCAAGAAAUUGGAUUAUUGAAUAAUACUUGUGUGCGUAUGUUAUGAAAUGCAGCAUGAUUAAAUGUA
Messenger RNA from Juglans microcarpa x Juglans regia, 908 nucleotides. RefSeq lists its product as uncharacterized. Bases 148 to 594 code for a protein of 148 amino acids. The transcript is spliced from 2 exons. The record is from RefSeq and is a predicted model, not a curated record. NCBI's taxonomy places the organism in Eukaryota, Viridiplantae, Streptophyta, Magnoliopsida, Fagales, Juglandaceae.